CAGCGCUACAGUUCAUGUCACAGCAAUAUGCUUUCUCCUGCUCUGCCUCUCUCGACGCGCAUUGGACGGACACGCGAUGCGUAAGCUCCGCCGAACCCGUAGCUCGUCUAAAUAACCCCGAGGCAGAUGAAGGUUUGGAACCGGACUUUUCGCAGAAGAUUUUAUCCACCUGGUGCCAAAGUGUAACUGGAACCCUGCUGCGGGCUGCCGCUGGAGUUGCGCUCUGUCAGGACUUGGAUCAACAACAAAAAAACGCCCGGGUGCGGGCGCAUGCCGACCGGCGGUGCGCCUUUAAAGUUCUCCACUUUUUCUUUUAUUGUCACCCGCACACGAUGUCGAGCUGCGUCCGUUCGUCCCAAAUUGUUGGACUGUAUAGGCGCGACACAGCAGGCAACUUCAGUAGUAGAGGAUGCAGAGCGGACCAAGCGAGCAACUGAGGGGAAAGAAUGAUCGGAUACCCUUCUUUUUUUAAAUAUCAUUUUAUAUAAAAAAUCAGGGAAGAAAUGUACCACAGCAGACGUGUCACCGCGUUUCCAGCAGCCGCCUGAGCGCAAUGCUCCAAAGAGUGGUGCCAGGCUGCGCGCAACUUCCUUCUCUUCAUUUCUUCAAUUUUUCCUAAAAAAACCCCAGCUGAUGCGACACAACUGACAGCCUUGAAGCCUGUUGCUCAAGCAAAUUGCCAUGAUCUAAAAAAAAACAAUCAUAUUUUGCAUAAAUGACUGCACGAGGCAUGACAUUUUUACAAGAACAUUUUUUUUUACUAGCGAUGCUGCAAGUAUGAUAUUUUCUUUGAAUUAAGCCAUUUCGGCUUCCAUAUAUAUAUAUAUAUAUAUUUUUUUUUGGUGGGGGAUUCUUUCAUUCCUCAUGGCUCAAGGAAACAUGUUGCACAUCCUUGCACUUCAGUCGGCGCUGUUACUUUUGGGAUCAGCAGACAGUCGAGUCCUAGAGGGACUGCAAAGAUAUUCCUCCCUCCCCGCAUACCUGCCUGUCAACUACCAGCUGCUCAACGCUGACUUGGCGUUCUUCCUGAAGGAAGCCAAUCAGGACUUCAUGAGGAACUCUAGCCUGAUGGCUCGGACUGAGCCCUUCUUCAUCUACCAGGCUCGGAGUUUGCCCUCGAUGAAUGCUAGCUAUGGAGCUCUCUCUGUGGAGCAGCCUGUCCCCUUGGAACUCCUACAGAGCCCGGGGACUUUCCCUGCCUCUUCUGUUUUUACCUUCAACUGGAAGGUGCAGACCUUUAUCAUGAAUACCAGGAUUCACCUGAUCAAGCCCAAAGUCCAGGUUAUGUUCUAUAUUGCCGGGCGGGACUGGGACGACUACAGUGCCAUAGACAAGCUGCCCUGUGUGCACAUGUUUGCUUUCCACGAGACCCAGGAGGUACAUGGCACUUGCCAGCUGAAAGGGGAGCUGGGGCUGUGUGUGGCCGAGCUGGAGCCACUGGCCGGCUGGUUCAGCCCGCCCAGUGUGGUGCCAGGACACCAGCGGAACCUUGAAGUAUCCGAGGGCACCCCGGUGGAGCUCUACUACACACUUCAGUCCACAGAAGCAGGGGAGUGCCACUCAGAGGAGGCCAGGAAGGACAGCUUCAUCCGCUCGAGCCAGGAAGGGCUGUUUGGCUCCUUCACCUCCACGCCGCUCAGGAGGGUCGGCGGUGUGAAGCUCUACCAGAACCCCACUCCUCCUCCUCUCGCUGAACACAGGCUGGAUAAUAACUUCAUGGUCAUGGUUCCAGCUACGCCCAUGAGACAGAGGGAAACCGUCUCUGCUUUUAUCGUGGUGUCAGCCUACUCUCCUGUGGAGAUGUUUUCUCUCAGAGUUAAGUUGAGGGAAGGAGUGACGUUUCUUGGGGCUCGACCCAGCAACCCAACCCAGUGGAUAGUUAGCCAGGAUGUGAGGAGUGAAGGCCACCGGGUGGUGACUCUGCACUGUCGCAGGAAGGAGUCCAGCUACGAUCAGCAAAGGUCUGAGAUGGGAGUUCAGAGGGUGCUCCAGGUGGAUCUGAAAAUGGAAAGCUUCCCGGAGCCGUUGGGCAGCCGCUGGAUGGCCUGGCAGGUCGAGUACCCGGCCAGUCGCACCACCACAAAGGAGGCGGAGACGGAGAUCCGACUGGCGCAGGAGGACCUGGCAGGCAUCGUGCCCCUGGCCAUGGACUCUGAAAUCUUGAACACCGCCGUGCUGACUGGGAAGACAGUGGCUGUCCCGGUGAAGGUGGUCACCAUUGGAAUAGACGCCUCUGUCACUGAUAUCUCUGAAGCAGUCAAGUGUCGUUCUACGGAUGAAGAUGUGGUCAAGGUGUCAGACAGGUGUGACUACAUUUUCGUAAAUGGCAAGGAGAUGAAGGGCAAGUUGAAGAUGAUGGUGAACUUCACCUACGGAUACCUAAGCGCUCAGCUGGAGCUCAAUGUGUGGAUCCCUCGACUUCCCCUCCAGAUCGAGGUGUCAGACACGGAGCUCAGCCAGAUCAAAGGGUGGAGGGUGCCCAUCGUUGCUCCCAGUCAGAGGUCAACACGGGACAGCGAGGAUGAGGACGAUGAAGAAAGACGAGGACGAAGCUGCACUCUGCAGUACCAGCAUGCCAUGGUUAGAGUCCUGACCCAUUUUGUAGCUGAGUCAGCUGAUCCUCGAGGCCAGACAAGCUUCAUGCUGGGCACUGAUUGGCAGGUGGACAUCACGGAGCUGGUGUGGGACUUCCUGAAGGUGGAGGAUCCCCAGAUUGCACAGCUGCUGGACAGGAGGAUACUGAUGGGACUGGACGUGGGCAUGACCACAAUCCAGGUGUUGUCUCCUUUGUCCGACUCGAUCCUGGCAGAGAAGACUGUCACAGUGGCGGAUGACAAAGUCACCAUCACAGAGCUGGGGGUGCAGCUGGUGACGGGGCUCUCCAUGAGCCUGCAGCUCAGUCCCGGGAGCAACCGAGCUAUCCUCGCUACCACGACCACACAGGAGGUCCUGCAGAGCCCGAAGCAGGAGGCCCUGAUCAGCGCCUGGUUACAGUUCAGCGACGGCUCUUUGGCUCCUCUAGACCUGUACAAUUCUGACUUUUUUGUCCUAACAGCCACCUCCCUAGAUGAGGAAGUGGUAACAGUGCAGCAGGACCCCUCGUGGAAGUGGCCCAUCAUCAUGACAGAGGCGGAGGGCCAAGGCCUUCUGGUCAGGGUGGAAAUGACUGUUUGCGAGGUCUGCCAGAAGUUCAAGCGACGCAGCGUCCUGGCAGCGGGGAACUGUAACAUCAGGGUGAAGUUUGGUCACAGUGACAGCUCAAGGGCAGGGGGCAGCGACUACGGCCCCGAUGGAGACGAUAUGGACAACAGAAGCAGGCUCUCCCCCUCCCAGGACAGGACCGGACUUAACACCCACUACUAUGGCAGCUCCAUCUCUGACAUGGAGGACGGGGUGUUGAGGAGAGCCACCACCACUAGGAGCGCAAUAAUGCGCCGACCCAGUGGCGAUAAACUUUCAGAUGAUGGUAACCAGAACAUGCCAAUCGACUUUGCUGAUUUCCCUGCACAAGUGGACCUCCCCCGCGGCCGUAACAUGGAUGACGACCUCAUUCAGACUGCUCGCGGGCUCACAGACCUGGAGAUUGGCAUGUACGCCCUGCUGGGGGUCUUCUGCCUUGCUAUUCUGGUUUUUCUUAUCAACUGCAUCUCCUAUACCCUGAAAUACCGCCACAAGGAGCUGUCCAUUGAGGGACAGGAAAGCAUGAACCACGCCCACGAUUGGGUGUGGCUGGGGAACGAGGCAGAGCUGCUGGAGAGCCAAAUCAGCCUGUCGCCACAGCAGGAGGAACAGACCUCCAUGAUGGACUCAAGCAGCGGCCUUGAAGAGGGCAGCCACCUGCUGAAUGGAGGCUCGGUCCAGAAGAACGUGCAGGGCCAAGUGCACCGGACGGCAGACACGGGCUGCUUGGCCAAAGACAGCAAAGGAGACUCACCCACCACCAAGAGGAAGCGUGUCAAGUUCACCACGUUCACCACCAUCCCCUUGGACAGUAGCUAUCCCACUGUUAACACACUGACUGGAAGCCACAGCCAGGAUAUUAAGUGGGUGUGCCAAGACGUGGAGCUUGGAGACUCCAAGGAGUUGCGCAAUUAUAUGGAAAGGUUAAAUGACAGUGCUUUAAAAGAGGUGGCAUAAUGUACUAUGUGCACUGUGUGACAAACUCACCCUUAUGCCUUUCAGAGGAAAGAGGUCCGGAGAGAAGCCGGACCCCUAACUAGGUGAAAGAGGAGAACAUUUUCUUCAGAAUCACCCCAAACUGCCAAAGGGUCAUUUAAUUUCAGUGGACUGUCAAGAUUCCACAGUGGACUGAUUAAAUACAGUAUGUCAUUGUAUGAGGAUGUCAGGUGGUUCUUUUUUUCCCAUUUGUUGAUCAGAUGGUUACUUUUUUAUCACCGUUUUAUCACUACAGGGUUUAGAUAGAACUCAAGUAAUGAUCCCAGGACUGAUCUGCGGCAACUUUGAACUGUUAUAUUCAGAUGACGUGUAGAUUUAAAAAAAAAAACAUUGACAUAACUAGGUAGAUGUUCCAAAUGUGUAUGCACAUUAAAUGGUUUUGGAAGUUUUGUAAUAUUUUGGAUAUUAAUUUUAUUAAUUACGGAUCCUAAUUCUGUGUAAGAGUUCUGGGAAGGCCAAAGCAAGCCAAGAGAAAUGUUUGCAUGUUGUUGGGUGAAGAAAAGAAAAAAGGCACAACUUUCCAGGUCAUUCUCAUUCUCCUUGACACAUCACAAGACCUGUUAUGUAUAUACCAAACAGUCUCCAAAGCAUUGUAUUGUUGCUCUGUAUAUUGUAUUUUCAUAACAUUUAAGGAAUACACAACAAUGUCAAGA
Molecule: messenger RNA, 4829 nt
Organism: Scophthalmus maximus (turbot)
Lineage: Eukaryota; Metazoa; Chordata; Actinopteri; Pleuronectiformes; Scophthalmidae
Product: transmembrane protein 132C
Exons: 9
Coding region: 865-4137 (1090 amino acids)
Source: RefSeq, a predicted model, not a curated record